Molecule: messenger RNA, 2961 nt
Organism: Cricetulus griseus (Chinese hamster)
Lineage: Eukaryota; Metazoa; Chordata; Mammalia; Rodentia; Cricetidae
Source: RefSeq, a predicted model, not a curated record
AUGAUGGCCUUCACUUUGCUGGCUUGUCUGCACUUCAUGUUACCUUUUGUUUCUCCUGCAAGAAAUAUUUCUCUCAAGUGCAUGCAAGACACUGACGAAUUCCUUUCUGAUCUGAAUGCACUGGAGCCCAAAGAAUACGCUCUGAGAAUGUAUGACUCUGUGGGGAAGCUUGGAAGCAAUGUUCUCAAUGGCAAUGUGGACCGACUGGGAUCCUACAGUGAGUGCCUUUCCACCCAGGGCCCUGGGGGAAGUUUCCGAGGCCAGUACUGCAAGCUUCACAUACUGCAGGAUGGAGCUGACUACAGUGUGGGUGUGUGUGUCCCUGAUUCUUGUGGUGAAGAGGAUGUGACCAUGAUAUCUCAGCUGGAUAUUCUAAGGUUCAGAAAUACUUCAUUUUUGGCGCCUUCCCUCUCCCUCUUUACAAAAAACUCUUCCUCCUCACCUUGUGAAAGUGUGGCCAGAUGUGCUGCUGGGGUGUUUCCACUGGACACGUUUGCCACCGUGUGCCUGUUCAUCACCUUGCUAGGCCUUGUCCUUCCUGUGGCUGGGACUGUUUACAUGAUGGCCAGGGGCUGGGGCUUGGACCUCAGGACAUCGAGGGCACAUGGGACUUCUCCUGCAGGUUGUGAGAGUCUGCCUUUGAGAAACAUGGAGAGCAAUGGGCAAAGAAGGAGGAGCCAGCAGACCAGUUGCCAAGUUCACCUCUCCCCACCAGGACCCCUGAGCAGAGGAAAAAGGUUUCUAGGAGCCAUAGAUGGAGUUCUACAGUGCUUUUCUUGGCAAAAGAACAUUCCGGCCAUCUGUACCCCAGAGCUGCCAGGACACACCUGCCAGACACUCAACGGGAUCCGAGUCCUGAGUCUCCUUUGGAUUGUCUCAGGACACACUAGUCAGAUGACUGCUUGGCUGUCUUUGGAUAAUGUGCUUGAAUGGAAAGCCAGAGUGCCUGUCAACCCGUUGUACCUCUACUCUCGGAGUGGCCCAUUCUAUCUCGGCGUGGAUACCUUUUUCCUGAUCAGUGGUUGGUUAAGUGCAAGGUCAUUUCUAAAGAUGCAGCGGAACACAAACACAGGAAUAACCCCUAAAGUCAUACUCGGAUACUGUCUCAAGCGUUUUACAAGCUUGCUGCUUCUUCUUCUGUGCUCAGUGUGCUUGCUGGUUGGACUCUUCUCUUUUGUCCCCUGGGGACCUGUCUGGGAAGUUCCACAGUUCCACUGGGAUAACUGCCGGCAAGUCUGGUGGACGAAUCUGCUGCUGCUGAAUAACUUCGUGUCUGUUCAGAAUGCCUGCAAUGGCUGGACUUGGUACCACACCAGCGACUUCCAGUUCCACCUCCUGACACCGUUGGUCUUCUUCGUCCGUGGAAAAAGUAAACGUGUCCUUGUCCUCCUCGGGACCCUGCUGUUCCUGACAACUUUCACCACCACUGCUCUGCUCACAUUGGCUUAUAAACUUCCUGUGGCAUCUCCAUCAGCAGCCAGUGAAAAGGAAUCUGCACUGUAUUUCUCAGAGUAUUACACCAAGCCCUACUGCCGGUGUGGCCCGUUCCUUGUGGGCCUCUUCCUGAGCAUGUUCAUGCAUUCAGAUCACCAAACAAACAUUCUCAAGACGACGGUGCAGGCCGUGCUGGGCUGGACUUUCUCUCUGCUGACACUGUUUGUAGUUGUUGCCCUGGCAUACAUAGUGGACGACACCUCUCCAACCUCUGCCAUGGCUGGUGCCCUCUGUCUGGUGAAGCAUGUGCUUUCUUGUGGCAUCUGGCGUCUCCCGGCUACUAUCAGUUACGCUUGCUACCUUGUGCAUCCCAUUGUGAUCAUUCUCUAUAACGGGCUGCAGGAGACCCUUAUUCACUAUACUGACACCAAUAUGUUCUAUCUUCUCUCUGGACACUGUGUGCUGACCUUCCUCUGUGGGCUGGCCCUGACACUGCUCAUUGAGCGGCCAUGGCAGGAGCUGAAGUGGGGCCUGUGGGGACCAGAACCUGUUGGACUGUGAGCAAUCCAACUGAAAGCCAAGAGAAAGACAGUCUACCUGUGGUUCUCGGAAGGAAUGUGAAUCUGAUUUUGUGAACAUUUAUUGUGUACAAUGUAUUCAGAUAACCUGUGUUCACUAUACAAAGCAAUUCUAUCAUGACUCUCUCUCUCUCUCUCUCUCUCUCUCUCCUCCCUCUCUCUCUCCCUCUUGGCUUGGACCUGAUUUUCUCCAUUGGUGACCAUAGUGUUAAAGCAUUAAAAUGGAGGCCAAGCCCAAACCAUAAAAAACCGUGAAGUCUCAGUCUUCUUCCUACAUGACCUUAGCUUUGCUUGAUUUGAAAACAUAAGCAAAAUGUAAGUUGAACUAGUUUUUAUAAAUUUGCGUAUUAAAUAAAAAACAAAAAAUUAAACACAACCAAUCAGAAGUAGACAAAAAACAAAACAAAACAAAACAAAAACCCCAAAACCUACCAACUUACACAAUUAGGAGCUCUCCAAUGGGAAGACACCAAAUAAACAGCUGUGGAACUGUAACCAAUCCCAUUGGCUUGGCUUCCAUGUCACCCUGAUGAGUUCCCAUGUGAAGGGCCUGGACCACACUGGGUUUGGAGCUGCCCAAGAACUAUUAUUAGUGUUUGCUCAAAUAAACUCUAAAAAUUUAUUGUGUCUCAGUUGACAUUUUAGCAUUAGGCAGUUACCCAAUGUAGUGCACAUAUCAUAAUUUGAAUCCUAAAGCUCAUGUGGUUUAUACAGAAGGCUGUUAUCGUCACCAAAGGUGUGUCACAGCAGCCUUGGGAAGCUGUAGUGGCCCCCAUAAUCUUCAGAGGCUACAUUUCAGGAGUCCCCCAGUAGAUGGCUGAAGCUGCAGACUAUCAACCCCAGUAAGUCUGUUUUUCUGUAUUCAUAUAUAUCUAUGAUAAAGUACAAUUUGUAGAUUAGGUGAAGAAAGAAAGAAACAAUAAUUGAUAGUAACUCAUAGUAGGAUGAU